AAUAAUCGAAGUAAAGUAAUAGCAGCUCGAAACCAUCAAGCGUUGCAUCUUCUCCUCACAUCACAUUAUGACAAUGAAGUUGUUGAUCGCUCAAACAGUAAGAAGAUUCAACGACGCGAAAAUGUGUUUUCUCCCAAAUCAAUCGAAAUUGAAAUCGAAGAACAACUUGAAUUGUAGUGAACACUACAGAUUGGAGAAAGAGGAAAAUUGGAGUUGGAGAAAGAGGGAAAAUUGUUCAUACAGCUUGAGUGUGCACUGAAUUUGCUGCAAAUAAGAUGGCGGGUUUCCUAACUGAUUUGGCAAAGCCAUAUGUGGAGAAAUUGAUAAAUGGGGCAUUGGCAGAAUCAAGUUAUAUAUGUUGCUUCAUGUGCAUUGCUAAGGAUUUCGAAGAAGAAAAAGCUAGGUUGGAAGCAGAAAGGACAACUUUCAAGCAGCGUGUUGAUGUGGUUACCAGAAGAGGAGAAGAGGUUCCAGAUAAUGCUCUUUAUUGGGAAGAAGAAGCCUAUAAACUCAUUCAAGAAGACACCAAAACAAAACAAAAAUGUGUUUUUGGAUUUUGUCCUCAUUGCAUAUGGCGAUAUAGAAGAGGAAAAGAACUGGCAAAUAAGAAGGAGCAUAUUAAAAGAUUGAUGGAAACUGGAAAGGAACUUGCAAUUGGACUCCCUGCUCGUCUUCCAGAUGUUGAACGCUAUUCAUCCCAACAUUAUAUUUCUUUUAAAAGUCGAGAAUCUAAAUACAAAGAGCUUUUGGAAGCUCUAAAAGAUGACAACAUUUAUAUAAUUGGUUUGCAAGGGAUGGGGGGCACAGGAAAAACUACAUUGGCCAAACAAGUGGGUAAGGAACUUAAGCAAUACAAACUAUUUAAUUAUGUUAUCGAUACAACAGUGUCAAAUUCUCCUGAUAUUAAAAAGAUUCAAGAUGAUAUUGCUGGACCUUUGGGAUUGAAAUGGGAUGACUGUACUGAAUCAGACCGUCCCAAAAAAUUAUGGGGCAGAUUAACCAAUGGUGAGAAGAUACUUCUAAUACUGGAUGAUGUGUGGGGAGAUAUUGAUUUUGAUGAAAUUGGGAUUCCAUAUAGUGACAAUCACAAAGGUUGCAGAGUUCUUGUAACCACACGCAAAAUGUUGGUAUGCAACAAAAUGGGAUGCAGUAAGACAAUCCAAUUGGAGCUUUUAUCUAAAGAAGAUGCAUGGAUCAUGUUCAAAAGGUAUGCUAGUCUAAGCGAUAGUUCGCCCAAAAGUUUGCUCGAUAAGGGCUGUAAAAUUGCAAAUGAAUGCAAAAAAUUACCAAUUGCAAUUGCUGUUAUAGCCAGUAGUUUGAAAGGAGAACAACAUCACAGAGAGUGGGAGGUGGCCUUAAAAUCCUUGCAGAAACAUAUGUCCAUGCACAGUGGUGAUGAAGAUGAUGAUGAACUGGUUAAAAUUUAUAAAUGCUUGAAGUUUAGCUAUGAUAAUAUAAAGGAUGAAAAGGCUAAGAGACUAUUCCUCUUAUGUUCUGUAUUUCCAGAAGAUGAAGAUAUUCCUCUGGAAACGUUAACCAGACUUGGCAUAGCAGCAGGUCUUUUUGGGGAAGAUUAUGGCAGCUAUGAAGAUGCUCGAAGUAAAGUACAUAUAUCCAAAAAUAAACUUCUAGAUUCUUGUUUAUUGUUGGAGGUCGAUCAAUGGAGUGUGAAAAUGCAUGACUUAGUUCGUGAUGCCGCCCAAUGGAUAGCAAACAAAGAGAUUCAAACAGUAAAUUUGUAUGAUGAAAAUCAAAAGGCAAUGGUCGAAAGGGAGAACAAUAUUAAAUACUUGCUAUGCAAAAGUAAGCAAGUGGAUGUGUUUUCUCAUAAGUUGUAUGGUUCCAAGCUUGAGAUGCUAAUUGUCGUCCUGCAUAAGGAUGGAUACUGCCGCGAUGAGAAAAUAGAAGUCCCUAAUUCAUUUUUUGAAAAUAAUAUUGGCCUUCGAGUUCUUUUAGUCAGUUAUCCUUAUGAGUCAACUCUAUCAUUGCCACAAUCAAUUCAGUCGUUAAAGAAUAUUCGAUCUCUUCUCUUUCUGGGCGUCGAUUUGGGUGACAUCUCUAUUUUGGUAAACUUGCAAAGUCUUGAGACACUUGAUUUCCAUCAUUGUAAAAUGAAUGAAUUGCCACAUGAAAUUACAAAACUGAAGAAAUUUAAAUUGUUGAAGUUGAAAUUUUGUGGAAUUUUAAGGAAUAACCCAUUUGAAGUGAUUAAAGGAUGCUCAUCACUUGAAGAGUUGUAUUUCAUAAGUAGUUUUAAUGGUUUUUGCCAAGAAAUUACUUUCCCUAAAUUGCAAAGGUUUGUAGUCAGUGAAUACAAGAAUUCAAAGAUUGAUUCAUCGUCCAAGUUCAUGUCUCUUGUAGAAAAUGAUGAAAUUUUUCUAUCUGAAUCAACACUGAAGUAUUGUAUGCAAACAGCUGAGGUUCUUAGAUUAAGAAGAAUCAACAAGAGAAAUCUCAUACCCGAGAUUGUUCCUGAAGAUCAAGGUAUGAGUGAUCUAGCCGAACUUGGUUUGAGUUGUAAUUCACAAAUACAGUGCCUCAUUGACACCAAGCAUUCUGGUUUUGAAGUACCAAAUGUCUUCUCCAAGUUGGUUGUACUAGUUCUUUCUAAAUUAGAAAAUUUGGAAGAAUUGUGCAAUGGUCCUCUUUCCUUUGACUCUUUUAAGAGUUUAGAGAAGCUAUCAAUCAUGGGUUGUGAACAUUUGCAAAGCUUAUUUAAGUGCAACCUAAACCUCUGCAAUCUUAAAAGUGUGUCAUUGAGGGAAUGCCCAAUGUUAAUCUCCCUAUUUCAACUGUCAACUUGUCAUAGCCUAAUGUUAUUGGAGAUGUUGGAAAUAAUUCACUGUGGGCGUCUUGAAUACAUAAUAAUGGAUGAAAGAAAAGGGGAGGAAUUGAGAGACGAAAUAGGUAAUGAUGAUAAUGAUAGUCGGAGUCAUGGCUCAUUGUUUCCAAAACUUAAAGAUCUUAAUAUACAAUGGUGUUCUGGGUUUGAAUUUUUACUUUCAUUUCCCUUUAUUCAAGAUCUUCCGGCACUAGAAUCUAUCACAAUACAUAAUUGUGAUAAGCUGCAGUAUAUAUUUGGCCAAGAUGUCAAACUUGGUUCCUUAAAACAAAUGAAGUUUGAUGGUUUACCGAAUUUUAUCGAUAUUUUCCCAAAAUGUGACCAUACCAUGACUUUUUCCUUUAAGGAGCCAUCUUUCAUUUCUACAUACGCUUCCAAGCCACAAACACAAUUGGUCCCUAUCAAAUGCAAUAUAAUUUCAUGGAUGAGUACUGCAUGUACUAAAAUCCCAUUGGCUUUUGAGGAUGAACAACAGGAUUGCUUAAUCUCAUCGGAAUCAAAUUCAUAUGGCCUUAACAUAUGGGAACGUGCGCAUUGUCUUUCAAGACAAUCACAUAUCUUGUGCUAUAUUAAAGAGAUUGUAUUGACUAAUAUUUCGAAGAUAAAAUCAGUAUUUAUCUUGGCAAUUGCUCCAAAAAUGUUGUUGGAAACUUUGACAAUUAGAAACUGUAAUGCAUUGAAGAACAUAAUAAUUGACACUGGAGAUCAUGACAGUGGUGUAAAUAAUUGGGGUAAUGUCUUUCCAAAAUUGAAAAAGAUCUUCAUUAAAGGUUGCAUGAAAUUGGAAUACAUAUUUGGAUACUAUGCUGAUGACCUUGAAAAUCACACUGAGAUUCACAUUCAUCUUCCAACAUUGAAAUGUCUCAUUCUUCAAAAUCUGCCAAGUUUAGUUGCCAUGUGUCUCAAACAGUAUCAAACAACAUUUCCACCUUUGGAAAUUCUUAAUUUCAAAAACUGCUCCAAGGUUGAUAUCAAAUCUAUUGGUGAUUUCAUGAAGAGAUUGAGUGGGAAUGCGGAGCAUUUACGCGCUUUGGAAUGGCUUGAGGUGUACAAUACCAAAGUUGAAAAUAUAUAUUUUUUCAACGAAUUAAAUGUACGACAAAUAAAUUUAGGUUUGCAAAGGAUUGAGUUGGAUAAGCUGCCUUUGAUGACAUGUCUUUUUGUGGGUCCCAAAAAUUCAAUUGCUCUCAAAAACAUCACAUGGAUAAAAAUCAAUCGAUGUGAAAAAUUGAAAGCUGUUUUCUCCACUUGUAUUAUAAAAUGCCUACAACAAUUGGUUUUUCUAAGAAUAGAAGAAUGCAAAGAGUUGAAACAUAUCAUUGAAGAUGAUUCAGAGAAUUUAAAUUCAUUGUGUUCAAGAACAUGCUUCCCAAACCUAAAAGCAGUUGUAAUUGUAAAGUGCAACAAGUUGAAAAGUGUCAUUCCGGUCUCCCUAUGUAAAGCGCUUCCUGAGCUAGUGGCUCUGAUGAUAAGAGAAGCAGAUGAGCUAGAGGAAAUAUUCAAAAGUGAAGGUCAUGAUGAUCACAAAGUUGAAAUUCCAAAUCUGAGAGUUGUAGCAUUUGACAACCUACCAAGCCUCUACCAAGCCCAAGGAAUUCAUUUUCAGGCUGUAAAAAAACGUUUUAUACAGAACUGUCAAAAACUCUCUCUCACUUUAGCAUCAACAACCAACAACUUUAAAACUUUUGAUAUUUAUUCCAACCUUGAUCUUGAGAUACAUAUAUAUUUGGAGGACCAAUUUCCACAAUUACGACAAAAAAUUGAAGGCUGUGAUACUGGUAAUGAAAGUUCAAGUGCAGAAACCACUCAAGAUUUUGCAACUGGGAUUGAAGUUGAAGCAGCACCAGGGCACGAGUUGACUUCUUCACAGAUGAAUGAACCAUCAAUAGACAAACAACAUUCACUUGGACAAAUUGAUACUACAGUCCAACAAUCUCACCAAAAUUAUUUGGAGGGUUCAACAUCAGAAAAAACAGCAGCAGCAACUUUGUCCACUAUUUCAGAAACAAAGAAUGAGCCAUCUAUACAAUUAGUUGCUGAUCUUAAACAAAAGGGUAUCGAGAUAAGUGUGGAAGAAGGAAGUACAUCAACUAGUGUCAAGACAAUAACAUCAUCAUCAACUCAUUUAGAAUUAGUAAGUUCAUCAUCAGGCACAUUAAUUACUUCUCAGUGUAAAACAUCUUCGCCGGAGGAAGAUGGUGAUGGCCAAAUAGCCAUGACUUCUUUUCCCAUUGCCACUACAGAGACCAUUAAUGAUCAAGUUUCUUUAAAUGAUGAUGUUGCCAUGCAAGCAAGCUCAAUUGUUGAAAAACAGUUUCCUAAGGAUGAUGAAACAAAAAUUUCCAAAUCAAGACUCUCUUCUGUUGCAUCUCAGUUUCCUUCAAUGCCUUCUAAAGGAGACCCUUCUCAAACAGUAGAAGAUUUAAGUUCUUCUUUGCUUGUCACGAGGGAGCUUGAGCAACUAAUCGCCAAGAAUAAUUUGGUUUAUGAGAACUUGUCUGUGUUGACUGAUUUCCUUGUAAAGCAUCCUUCAGGACUAUUAAGGGAUACUUCACUAAGUAACAGAUACAAGGGUUAUGCCUACAACUGUUUAGCUGAGCUGUUGAAAUUCCUCCAGACUCAAAGUGUAUUGGAUGUGUUAGGCUCAAGCCACUCUAAAUUUGUUGAGUUAUUACAAGAUGCACGCAGCUUUGGUUUUGAUAAGGAUUGGUUGGACGGUGUCGAGAGGCGCGCUUUGUUUCCUGAAUUGCAAGUAUCUCAAGAUGCAUUUCAAAAACUAUUGGAUUCUAAGCAACAGGUUACCAAAGAAGUUGAAGUUUUGCGUUUGAAGAUAGACAUUUUAAGUCAAUGUGUGGAAGAUCUUAACUAUCAAUUGACAUCAUCUGAAGCUGUUUUGGAGAGUAUCGUUCAACAAGAAGCAACUUUAAGUGCCCCUAUUGGCUACUAGACUAUAUAUUUUUUAUCUGAAAUGAACCAAUCUGUGUUAUAAUGUUUGUGAUUUUAGAAUUAAUAUUGAUUGUUGUAUGUUAUUUUGAUAUACUUUCCUAGCAAUUUGAUGGGAGAAUUGUAUUAUGUGGUACUUUUUAUCCAUGAGUUCUGGUGCCAAUCAUUUUCUACAA
Messenger RNA from Cicer arietinum (chickpea), 5961 nucleotides. RefSeq lists its product as uncharacterized. Gene Ontology annotation, molecular function: ADP binding. The record is from RefSeq and is a predicted model, not a curated record. Lineage: Eukaryota; Viridiplantae; Streptophyta; Magnoliopsida; Fabales; Fabaceae.